CUUGUAUGUGUACCAGCGCCUAGUAUAUGCCGAUUUGUUGCAUCGUUGGGCAGGAGUUCUGUAAGAAGGAAUGUCAGCUUUUACAUAACGUUCUUUUUGCUUUUGACACUGUGAGGGGCUGUAAGGGUCCAUCUUUGUGAUCACAGAUGGAGUGGAAUGGCUUGAAAAUGAUAAUUAGCACCAUGGAGCCUCAGGUGUCCAAUGGCCCUACAUCCAAUACAACAAAUGGACCUGCCAGCAACAGUAGGAACUGCCCUUCCCCUAUGCAGACAGGGGCUGCUACAGACGACAGCAAAACCAACCUCAUAGUCAACUACUUACCCCAGAACAUGACCCAGGAAGAGUUCAGGAGCCUUUUUGGGAGCAUUGGUGAAAUAGAGUCCUGCAAGCUUGUAAGAGACAAAAUUACAGGGCAGAGUUUAGGGUAUGGAUUUGUUAACUAUAUUGAUCCAAAGGAUGCAGAGAAAGCCAUUAACACUUUAAAUGGACUCAGACUCCAGACCAAAACCAUAAAGGUUUCCUAUGCCCGUCCAAGUUCGGCAUCAAUCAGAGAUGCUAACCUUUAUGUCAGCGGCCUUCCAAAAACGAUGACCCAGAAAGAGCUAGAGCAGCUUUUCUCGCAAUAUGGGCGCAUCAUCACCUCACGAAUUCUGGUUGAUCAAGUCACAGGUGUUUCUCGAGGCGUGGGAUUUAUCCGUUUUGAUAAGAGGAUAGAAGCAGAAGAAGCCAUAAAGGGACUUAAUGGCCAGAAACCUAGUGGUGCUACAGAACCGAUUACUGUGAAGUUUGCUAACAAUCCCAGUCAGAAAACAAGCCAAGCUCUCCUUUCCCAAUUGUACCAGUCUCCCAACAGACGUUACCCUGGACCUCUCCACCACCAGGCUCAGAGAUUCAGACUGGACAAUUUGCUUAAUAUGGCCUAUGGAGUAAAGAGGUUUUCCCCAAUCACAAUUGAUGGGAUGACCAGCCUUGUGGGAAUGAAUAUUCCUGGCCAUACUGGGACUGGAUGGUGCAUCUUUGUCUACAACUUAUCACCUGAUUCGGAUGAAAGUGUGCUGUGGCAGCUGUUUGGCCCCUUUGGAGCAGUCAACAAUGUCAAGGUGAUCCGUGAUUUCAACACCAACAAGUGCAAGGGAUUUGGCUUUGUCACCAUGACCAACUACGAUGAAGCUGCCAUGGCAAUUGCCAGCCUUAAUGGAUACCGCUUAGGAGACAGAGUAUUGCAAGUUUCCUUUAAAACCAACAAAACCCAUAAAUCCUGAAUUUCAUAUCCUUAAUAAUAAUUAUUAUAAAUAUAUAUAUAUAUAUAAAAAUAUAUAUACGAACAAAAAAAAACUCUUGAAGGCUUAUACUCAACCAUGGACUUUUAUAAGCCAGUGUUGCCUAAGUAUUAAAACAUUGGAUAUCCUGUGAACAGGAAAGGAUUUUAUAAUGCUUAGAAAAAAAAACCUUUGAUGCAUUGAAUGUUCUUUCAUAGCUGUCGUUGUUGAAUAUAAUAUACAUAGAUAACAAUGUGCAGGGAUUUUUACCCGGCCAGCUAGUUUUACUACCUUCCUUGAAGGUGGGUCUUUUUAAGACGACCAUUCACUCAUUUGAAAAAAGAUUGAAAACCUAAAACCAUUUUUACAAACUAAUGGGAAUAGCAGAUUUUGGUCUUUUUUCCCAAAAUGUUUAAUCCAAUCAGAUUGGUAAACCCCCAGCAUAAAUUAAAGAGGAACAAAAAAUGCAAAACAAAAAGCA
Molecule: messenger RNA, 1740 nt
Organism: Euleptes europaea (tarantolino)
Lineage: Eukaryota; Metazoa; Chordata; Lepidosauria; Squamata; Sphaerodactylidae
Gene: ELAVL4
Product: ELAV like RNA binding protein 4
Exons: 7
Coding region: 147-1262 (371 amino acids)
Cellular component (GO): ribonucleoprotein complex
Molecular function (GO): RNA binding
Source: RefSeq, a predicted model, not a curated record